Messenger RNA from Setaria italica (foxtail millet), 632 nucleotides. RefSeq lists its product as uncharacterized. The transcript is spliced from 3 exons. The coding region runs from base 116 to 358 and encodes 80 amino acids. The record is from RefSeq and is a predicted model, not a curated record. NCBI's taxonomy places the organism in Eukaryota, Viridiplantae, Streptophyta, Magnoliopsida, Poales, Poaceae.
AGGCAAAGGCCCUCUCCGCCCACACAAGUCGCCAGAGCACUCUCCCCGACCUCGCCGUCCACUCCUCUCCCCGCAGCCGCGCCGUCCGCCCCGACAGGACAGGAGAGCACCAAGGAUGCCGGCGACGCCGACGAUCAUCGGCGCCCUCCUGGGGCUGAGCACCCAGAUGUACUCCAACGCCCUCCGCAAGCUCCCCUACAUGCGCCACCCCUGGGAGCAUGUGUUGGGGAUGGGUCUCGGUGCGGUGUUUGUGAACCAGCUGGUAAAGUUUGAUGACAAAGUCAAGGAGGACCUUGACAAGAUGCUUGAGCGCGCCAGGGAAGCCAACGAGCGGCGCUACAUUGAUGAUGAUGAAUAGCUGUUCAAAUUUGCUUGCCAGCAACCUGUAUUUUUGCAACUUUGUUGUCGGUACACAUGGUCUGGACUGCGGACCCCCAUCCUCUUAGUCGUUGUCUCAGCUUCCACAUUUCAGCUGUGGGCCUGUAAUAAAAUGUUGUUUCACAAUGGAUCCGAUGGUUUGCUUCUGUAAGAAAUGCCAAUCAUGGCCUCUGAAUCUGACGGCUUACCUUCUCUGUUGCAAAAUUAUUCAGUUAUAAUGAUAGUGUUUUUGCAUAGUCAACUUUGCUCUUCCA